GUUAAAACGUCAACGUCAAUGUUUCUGUACUUUUUUAUUUGUAGACUGUAGUAUCAUUUUUUUCCGAACUUAACCGGUUUCAUAUUUACGGAUUGGUUUCGGAAAAAUUGAAUUAUAAAAAUGAGUAUCACAGCCAGAGCUUUACAUUAUGUCUUCAAAGUUGGGGAUAGAGCAAAAAAUGCCCACUUCUUUAGGACCAUUUUAGGAAUGCAGGUAUUAAGACAUGAGGAGUUUAAAGAAGGAUGUGAUGCUCAAUGUAACGGUCCUUACGAUAAUCGCUGGAGCAAAACAAUGAUUGGAUACGGACCAGAAUCAUCUCAUUUUGUUAUUGAAUUAACUUACAAUUAUGGAGUUAAAUCCUAUGAAUUAGGAAAUGAUUUUGGAGGAAUCACAAUACAAUCAAAAGAAGUACUCCAAAGAGCUGAAGAAAAUAAUUAUCCAGUGAAUAAUGAAAAUAAUAAAAAAGUUUUAAUAUCACCGGAUGGUUACAAAUUUUUUAUAGUUGAUGAACCUCAACCAAAAAAUAAAGAUCCUGUAUUACAUGUUACAUUACACUCAUCUAAUCUUAUACACUCAAGAGAAUAUUGGCAUGAUAUAUUAAAUAUGAAAAUUUUAAAAGAAGAAGAUAAAUCAAUUUUAUUAAGUUAUGGUGAAAAUCAAGCUGGACUUAAUAUUAAAGAAAUAUCUGAUCCGUUAAAUAGGGCUAAAGCAUAUGGAAGAAUUGCUUUUGCGGUGGCAUAUGAUCUUCAACCGAAAAUUGAUGAAAUUAUAAAAUCAAAAAAUAAAACUAUUUUGACUCCAUUGAUUACAUUAGAUACACCAGGUAAAGCUACAGUACGUGUUAUCAUUUUAGCUGAUCCUGACGGUCAUGAAAUAUGUUUUGUUGAUGAUGAGGGUUUCUCAGAGUUGUCAAAAGUUGAUCCAGAUAGUAAUAAAUCUUUAGAUAAAUAUAUUGGAAAAGAUCCAUUUCAAGAUAAAGAAUAAUUUGAAAAUGUGAUAAAAUAAAUUAAUGACUUUUUUAUACUGGUGGAGGGCUUUGUAUUUACAUACAUAUGUACAUAAUCAUUAUAUAAUAAUUUUUUGAAAUAAUUUUUAAAUAUGUUAAAUAUGCCGACGUAUAAUAUAUACAAAUUAAAAUUAUUAAUGUUAUAAAAAACAAUUUGGAUAUUAUUUUAA
Condylostylus longicornis is the source of this 1176-nucleotide messenger RNA. RefSeq names its product glyoxalase domain-containing protein 4. The record is from RefSeq and is a predicted model, not a curated record. Bases 121 to 984 code for a protein of 287 amino acids. The transcript is spliced from 5 exons. Lineage: Eukaryota; Metazoa; Arthropoda; Insecta; Diptera; Dolichopodidae.